Molecule: messenger RNA, 2257 nt
Organism: Athalia rosae (coleseed sawfly)
Lineage: Eukaryota; Metazoa; Arthropoda; Insecta; Hymenoptera; Athaliidae
Product: glucose dehydrogenase [FAD, quinone]-like
Exons: 3
Coding region: 1-1881 (626 amino acids)
Molecular function (GO): oxidoreductase activity, acting on CH-OH group of donors; flavin adenine dinucleotide binding
Source: RefSeq, a predicted model, not a curated record
AUGGAUGUCGAUUGCGCCUAUUCCGCCCUGAACCAAACGUAUGAACAUGGCCAUCCGGUGGGCUACCUGGCCCUGCUCAAUAUUUUGAUUCAACUUUUGCGGCCGGAUAUCCUCGACAAAGAGAAUCAGCCGAAAAUUACUGCCGCUGAGGACUUGGCGGAGAGCUAUGACUUCGUUGUCAUCGGGGCUGGAGCGGCGGGAGCUGUAAUUGCGAACAGAUUGACGGAGAAUUCGAACUGGACGGUUUUGCUCCUGGAAGCUGGAGGAGAGGAACCGAUCAUUACCGAGGUGCCUUCCACGUACUUGAGCAUCCAAGGAACCGACAUAGACUGGGAUUUCGAGGCGGAACCUUCCACGACCUAUUGCAAGGGCAUGACCGACAAUAGAUGCAAAGUGCCCAGAGGUAAGGUGCUCGGUGGCAGCAGUACGACAAAUUCGAUGAUUUACGUGCGCGGGAACAGCAAGGACUACGACGAAUGGAGGGACCAAGGAAACCCGGGAUGGGGCUACGAGGACGUUCUGCCGUAUUUUAUAAAGUCGGAGAACGUCUCGAUCCCGGAGCUUCGUAAUUCGCCUUACCAUGGAACCGAGGGAUAUCUGACGGUGGAAAAUUUCAAACACAAUAGUCGGGUGGAAGAUUUGUUUCUACAAGCUAGUCGCGAAUUGGGAUACGACGUGAUCGAUGCGAACGGAGAAUCUCAAAGUGGCUUCAUGAUAUCACAAAUAACUGUCAAAGACGGUUUGAGGUGCAGUACGGCGAAAGCUUUUCUUCGCACCGCCGCCCGCAGGAAGAACCUUUUCAUCAGCACCGAUUCUUUGGUACACAAAAUCCUUAUCGAUGAAAAAACGAAAACUGCCUACGGCGUCAAAUUUCGUAGAGGCGAAAAAAUGUACACCGUAAACGCCAAGAGGGAAGUGAUCCUAUCGGCGGGAGCGAUACAAUCCCCCCAACUUUUAAUGCUCUCUGGAAUCGGGCCAAAAAAGCAUCUCAAAGAGAUGGGAAUCCCGGUGAUUCAUGACCUCCCUGGCGUUGGUGAAAAUUAUCAGGAUCACGUGAUCCUUUCGGGGUUGGUAUAUUUGAUGGAUCGCAUUCCCUUCGAAGACUACUGGAAUAGCACGAACUCAGGGACAUCGUCGGCCGCGAAACAAUUCUUGGAAGAUCACAACGGCCCGAUGUACGACCUUCCAGGCGCCGGGGCGAUGGGCUUCAUUAGCACCAAGUACUCUACUCCGGAUUAUCCGGACGUUCAACUCAUAUUUGGUCCACGAGGCGACAACUCAUACGACUCUCGUUUCAUGGAACAGGUCAGUGGUAUAAGAGCUGAGACGUACAAGAACCUAUACGAGGACGUAUUGGGUCAAGCGUCGUAUCGAUUACCCGUAGCAAUUUUGCGCCCGAAAAGCAAAGGGUAUAUUAAACUGAAGGACGCCAAUCCCGAGCACUAUCCGAUCAUAGUUCCGAAUUACUUCGGCGACCCGCAGGACCUCGAAGUUCUGGUUGAGGGAACGCUGCUGGCUUAUAAAUUCAGCCAAACUCCGACGAUGCAACGUUUCAAGUCACAUCUUAACCAAAAUCCGAUAAGUCCGGAAUGUGCGGAGUUUCCGUAUUUUUCGAAAGAUUAUUUACGCUGCCACGCGAGAUACUAUUCGCAAACUGCCGAGCAUCCGAGUUGCACCUGCAAAAUGGGUCCUGCUUACGACGACAUGGCGGUCGUGGAUCCCCGUCUCAGGGUCUACGGUAUAAAGCGUCUUCGGGUCGUCGAUGCUUCUAUAAUGCCUUCCAUCGUUUCCGGAAAUACUUACGCUCCGGCUGUUAUGAUCGGCGAAAAGGGAGCGGACAUGAUCAAGGAAGACCAGCUGCGCGGUUUCCGUAGAUAUUAGGCAAUUGUAAUAUUGCAUAAUAUCAUCAAGUAUCAAAGGACUCUUCGGAGUCGCACGCCAUUUACAUUCUUCUUCUACUUCCUAGUACAUCUCGCUGCACCUGAAAAGAACUUCAUUCGAGUCUCGCCAUUUCUAACAGUGAAAAAUACUUUUCGAAACACAAAUACUUUACAAAAGUUACGAGGAGUGUUCUCGCGAGUGGCUAUUUUUUUUUCAUUUGUGUAAGCCAUCAACAUGGUGAGCUGAAUGUCAUAAUUGAUGACGGAUAAACGAAUGUAAUUAUGAAGACAACUUGUGUGUAAACCAAUGUAAAUUGCUCACCUGAUUAUUUACUUAGAAUCUUCUGUUAUAAUAAGAAGUUCGGAAGUUUAUGAGA